This is a messenger RNA of Anopheles stephensi (Asian malaria mosquito), 1145 nucleotides long. RefSeq names its product histone H3.3A. Bases 175 to 585 code for a protein of 136 amino acids. Lineage: Eukaryota; Metazoa; Arthropoda; Insecta; Diptera; Culicidae. Gene Ontology annotation, molecular function: protein heterodimerization activity; DNA binding; structural constituent of chromatin. Gene Ontology annotation, cellular component: nucleosome. The record is from RefSeq and is a predicted model, not a curated record. The transcript is spliced from 3 exons.
ACGUGUGUGUUGGUGUGAGCACACUUGCAGAGGGCAAAGAGCCAAAGCGCACACCAACACGUCAUUACUGUUUGGAUCUUCUUGGCGAGUGGAAGCGAAUUCGGCGACGUUCCGUGUGUGAGCUUUUGUUUUGAAAAAAGAGUGAGAGAACUAUUCCAGCGAAUAUAAGCGAAAAUGGCACGUACCAAGCAGACAGCGCGUAAGUCUACCGGAGGAAAGGCUCCGCGUAAACAGCUGGCCACCAAGGCCGCCCGUAAGAGCGCCCCGUCCACCGGUGGCGUCAAGAAGCCUCACCGUUAUCGUCCCGGUACGGUGGCGCUUCGUGAAAUUCGUCGGUACCAAAAGUCGACGGAGCUGCUGAUCCGCAAGCUGCCGUUCCAGCGCUUGGUACGUGAAAUCGCCCAAGAUUUCAAAACCGAUCUGCGCUUCCAGUCGGCCGCCAUCGGUGCACUGCAGGAGGCAAGCGAAGCCUAUCUGGUGGGUCUUUUUGAAGACACCAACCUGUGCGCUAUCCAUGCUAAACGAGUAACCAUUAUGCCGAAGGACAUUCAGCUGGCGCGCCGUAUCCGAGGCGAACGUGCUUAAGCAGCUGACCGUUUAGCAGUAAUCAUCUUAAAUUUUUAUUUUAUACUUUUAAACACCCACUAUAACUACUAUUCGUAAAGAACACAAAAGAAUACACACUUGUAUUUCGCAAAAAAAAAAAAAUAAAACUUAUCGAUCAUUGGUUCGAUUUAGAAGAGAUCUCCCAACUUGAAAGAGCAGGGUGUUUUAGGCGCAGCUUAAAACCACACCCCAGAGGAAGAUUGUACGACGAUGAUCUUUAGAAGUUAGAGAUUUUCAGGACUAGCUCACAGGCACAACAACGGGGUCGGUGUGAGGAAAUUACAUUAAUGAACACACUACACCACCUGAAUGAUAACGUACGUAACAAAUAGCCGCAUUUCUUCACCACUUCUGCAAUAGGUCAUUUUUGACUGUCCGGCCACCCAAUUACCAAUUCUCACCAGCAAAACGAGGGUUAAAACCAUAAAUUGUCAUUUUUGCCGUAUAGACCGUUGGACAUUAAUUCAUAAUAAAAUAAACUCAGUACAGUACACGUUCGAGAUGUAGAUUCUCUUUCUGUCGUCUGUUCAAAAACAAAA